AUGGAACCUUCGCCAACAGACCUUUACUCGAUUAAAGAGUGUGUAGGUCGUGGGAAUUUUGGUGAUGUUUACAAAGCUGUUGAUAAUAGAACUAGAAAAUUGGUUGCCAUUAAAGUCGUGAACUUAGAGUACACAGAUGAAGAUAUUAGUCUAUUAGCUCAAGAGAUUUUCUUUUUGGCAGAAUUGAAAUGUCCCUAUAUAACAAAUUACCUUACUACUAUUGUUGAAGAUGUCUCAAUGUGGAUUGUAAUGGAAUAUUGUGGUGGUGGAUCAUGUGCAGAUUUAAUUAAAUAUUGUUAUAAAACAGGAUUACCAGAGAUUAAAGUCUCUUUUAUUAUUAAAAAUGUUUUAUUAGGUUUACAAUAUUUACAUGAUCAGAAAAAAAUUCAUAGAGAUAUAAAAGCUGCAAAUAUUUUGUUGACUGACUCAGGUCAAAUUAAAUUAGGGGAUUUUGGUGUAAGUGGAAAAAUGACAGCAACCUUAAAGAGAGAUACGUUUGUUGGAACUCCCUAUUGGAUGGCACCUGAAGUUAUUAGUCGUGAAAUUAAUGACGGUUAUGAUGAAAAGGCAGAUAUUUGGUCUCUUGGUAUUACUACUUAUGAGCUAUUAAAGGGUUUACCGCCAUUGUCUAAAUAUGAACCAAUGAAAGUGAUUGCUAAUUUAGUUAAGAGGAAAUCUCCAAAAUUACAUGGGAUGUUUAACCCCUUCACAAAGAACUUUAUUGCAAAAUGUUUGAUUAAGGAUCCGCAUGAAAGACCUGGUACUACAGCAUUAUUAGAAUCUGAAUUUAUUCUUUUCUAUAAGGAUCAUAUUAAAGAUAUUAAGGAUGAUGUUGAUAUUUGUAAAAAUAUCAAAGCAAGAGAUCGUAAUUAUUUUAAUAGACAACCAAAAUUUUCCAUUAAUGAUAAGUUUUAUAACACAUUAUGCCAAAUUGAUGAACCAAUUUGGGAUUUUAACUCAAUGAGAGCAGGUCCAGUUAUCGAUUCUGCCAUUUCUUCCGAUACUUCAAACUCGAAUCAUAAUUGGAGUCCCAUCACAGAUAACAUGAAAAAUGAAACAAUUACUCCUAUUACAAUGGAGAGUGAUACACAGAGAUCUUUUAAAAAACUAAAACAAUAUAAUCCUUACGAACUAGGUUCUGGGAUGGAUAUAGAUUCUGAUAAGAAUCCUGAAGAUGAACCUUGCAAUUUGAAACCGGUCAAUAAAGAAAACGAAUUAACAAAUAUAGAUUAUUUCAAGAAUGUGAUUUCUUAUUGUUUAGGGCGUAUGAGUGAAAGAGCCAAGGAUGUCGAAACAAGACAAAGAGUAAUUCAUUUAUUACAACAAUUUAGCGAAACUGAGUCUAAUGUACCAGGCUUAAGCGAAGUGUUUAUGGAAGAAGUGAUGUUAAGAAUGGACCGUAUCAACACUUACCUUACCAAUAAAUAA
Molecule: messenger RNA, 1428 nt
Organism: Maudiozyma saulgeensis
Lineage: Eukaryota; Fungi; Ascomycota; Saccharomycetes; Saccharomycetales; Saccharomycetaceae
Source: the annotation of a GenBank genome assembly